Molecule: messenger RNA, 2796 nt
Organism: Cryptomeria japonica (Japanese cedar)
Lineage: Eukaryota; Viridiplantae; Streptophyta; Pinopsida; Cupressales; Cupressaceae
Product: pentatricopeptide repeat-containing protein At3g24000, mitochondrial
Exons: 1
Coding region: 47-2335 (762 amino acids)
Biological process (GO): RNA modification
Molecular function (GO): RNA binding; protein binding; zinc ion binding
Source: RefSeq, a predicted model, not a curated record
UUAUUCAUGCUGAAAGACUGCGUUUCUGGUAAUUAAUAGUUGAUUUAUGGCUUGUGUACAUAUAGCCUCCUCUCCUCCCUCUAUUAUAACAGUCCUGCAACAAAACCAUACAGAUACUUCCUCAAGCCGAUCUGCCAAUGGGCUCAAGUUCAAACAUAGAGGCAUUUGUGUUAGCAGACAAAUUCUUUUCAUGGCCAUCAAAAUUCGUCGAAAAGAAGUUUGUAGAGUGGCUGAGACAGUAAACAAGGACUCCAAGGAAGUGGAUAUGUUGUGGAAGGAAGUGCUUCACACAACCAAGGUAGAUUCACAAAUCUAUGUCAGACUUUUGCAGUAUUGCACUCGAGUGAAGUCGUUGGCCGAUGGGAAGAAAGUCCACACCCAGGUGAUUCGUUCUGGGUUUCAGUCGGAUACUUUUGUGCAAAGCAUUCUUCUAAAUAUGUAUGUUAAGUGCGCAAGUGUUUUGGAUGCGCGCGAUGUGUUUGACAAAAUGCCUGAUCGAAACGUGAUAGUCUGGACUACAAUGAUCGCAGGGUACGUUCAGAACGGAUAUUAUGAAGAGGCUUUGAAACUGUUGAGGCAAAUGAUGUGGGAAGGUGUCAGGCCAAAUCAGUUCACGUUGAAUAGUAUUCUUACAGCGUGCACUAGUCUGACCAUAUUUUCAGGUGGGAAGCAGGUCCAAGGUUAUGUUAUUAAGAGCGGAUUUGAGUUGGACGUAAGCGUGGGGACUGCCCUUAUUGAUAUGUAUGGGAAAUGCAAUACAGUAGAAGACGCACGCCAAGUGUUUGACAAAAUGCCUCAACGAAAUUUGAUCUCCUGGACUUCCAUGAUUGCUGGCUACUCUCACAAUGGUUUUGAGGAGAAAGCCCUGAAACUAUAUUGCCAAAUGCUAGGAUCCGGAGUAGAACCGAAUGAAUUUACUUGUGCUAGUAUUGUCAGGGCGUGUGCUAUGUUAAUAGCCCCGGAACAGGGCAAACAGCUCCAUACCCAUGUCCUCAAAUUAAGAUUUGACUCAGAUAUCCAUGUGGGAAAUGCACUUGUUACCAUGUAUGCUAAAUGCGGAAUACUGGAAGAUGCACUUCAGGUGUUUGAUAAAAUGCCUGAACGAGAUUCAAUUACAUGGUCUGCAGUAAUAACAGGCUGUGCUCAGAAUAGACGAGGAGGAGAGUCCUUGAUAAUGCUCCGUCAGAUGCAGGAGCUGGGAUUUCAAUCAAAUCAAUUCACUUUUGCUAGUACCCUUGGCGCUUGCGGCAGCUUGGCAUUGCUUGAACAGGGAAAACAAAUUCAUGCUAUCUGCAUAAAAAGGAUGUAUUGGUCAGAUGUGAAUGUGGAGAAUGCCCUUGUUACCAUGUACUCCAAAUGUGGGAGCAUGGAGGAAGCGCAAACUGUGUUCAAAAGAAUUUCUGUGCGAGAUGUGGUUUCAUGGAAUGCGAUAAUUUCUGCAUAUGCUCAGCAUGGCCGAGGCAAAGAGGUUUUUGAACUGUUUGAGCAAAUGCAAGGUUCAGGUAUAAAGCCUGAUGACAUCACUAUGGUUUGCAUUCUAGCGGCAUGCAGCCAUGUAGGGCUUGUAGAUGAAGGACUCGUUUACUUUGAUUCCAUGAAAGAUGAGUUUGGUAUUACUCCUAGGCUGGAGCAUUACGCUUGCAUAGUUGACAUUCUUGGUCGCGCUGGCCGCCUAAGUCAGGCAGAGGAAGUCAUAUCAAAAAUGCAUGUUAAACCUAAUGCAUUUGUAUGGAAACCCUUGUUGGGGGCUUGCUGUAUAUAUGGAAAUAUUGAGUUAGGAAAGGUUGCAGCAGAAUGCAUUCUUGAGUUGGAACCAGAAGAUCCAUCCACAUACGUUCUGUUGUCAAAUCUGUAUGCUGCAUCAGGAUGGUGGGAGGAGAGGGAAAAGAUAAGAAAAUUGAUGGACGACAGAGGACUGAAAAAAGAGCUUGGGCAGAGCUGGAUCGAGGCUGGGAACAGAGUGCAUACAUUUAUCGCAAGAGAUAGAUCUCAUCCCCAAACGAAGGAGAUUUAUUCACUGUUGAAAGAAUUAACCAAGCAAAUGAAAGCAGCAGGCUAUGUGCCCAAUACAAGCUUUGUGUUGCAUGAUGUAGAGGAAAAGCAAAAGGAGCACUUGCUCAACUAUCAUAGUGAAAAGCUAGCAAUUGCUUUUGGCCUUAUUAGCACACAACCCGGCAAACCUAUCAGAGUAGUCAAGAACCUUCGCAUAUGUGGAGAUUGCCACACUGCUGCCAGGUUUAUCUCCAAGCUGGUUAGGCGAGAAAUAAUAGUGAGGGAUACAAGCCGUUUUCAUCAUUUCAAGGAUGGCAUUUGUACCUGCGGAGAUUACUGGUGAUUAUGGAAAUUGUGUUUGCAUUUUUUGCAAUACUUGGCACUGAAUGCGAACAACCAUUCUCCUCUUUGUGCAUGCAUGUGCACGCUAACAUGGUAAAUACAAUUUCUUACUCUUAGCAGGAAGAGAAAUAAGGAAGAUUCAGUCAUUCUUUAUGGGUUGGUUUAAUGGUGGAGAAUUUGUAUUCUCAAAAGUGAGAUCACGAGUUCAAAUUCUGCAGGGUAAGGAAUGCACAUCUUGUUUGUAGCACAGUUAGGUGUCCUCUCCAUAGAAUACAGGAAAUCCCAUAUACUAUAAAUUAUCUAUAAACCCAAAAUAGAUUAUUUGAUAUCAUAAACUAUAAAAAGAUCCAUUUCCAUUUCAAUUAUUUUACUAUGUGCAUACAACUGCAAGAAUGUACAGGAGAAAAGUGCUAAUUUAUUCCCAGUGAAGCCUGGAUUAAAGCAUUUCUUUUUUGGAUUGCA